CAAACUUUGCUUCUGGAGAAUGCCUUUUGCAACACUUUUCAGUAGCUGCCUGGAAACAAUUGCUUAGCCAUCAGUGGACAUUUGAAAUAGUCAAAAUGUAUGGAGAGUGGGCCGCAGUGAAUAUUCUCAUGAUGUCCUAUGUGUACCUGGUGCAGGGCUUCAGUAGUGAACACCGAGCAGUGAAGGAUGUUUCUUUUGAGCGAUCAUCCCGGUCUGUGUUGGAACGUUCUGAACAACAGAUCCGCGCGGCUUCUAGUUUGGAGGAGUUGCUGCAAGUCGCGCACUCUGAGGACUGGAAGCUGUGGCGGUGCCGGUUGAAGCUUAAAAGUCUUGCCAGUAUGGACUCGCGCUCAACAUCCCAUCGCUCCACCAGAUUUGCGGCAACUUUCUAUGAUACUGAAACACUAAAAGUUAUAGAUGAAGAAUGGCAGAGGACCCAAUGCAGCCCGAGAGAGACAUGCGUAGAAGUCGCCAGUGAGCUCGGGAAGACAACCAACACAUUCUUCAAGCCCCCUUGUGUAAAUGUCUUCCGGUGUGGAGGCUGCUGCAAUGAAGAGAGCGUGAUGUGUAUGAACACAAGCACCUCCUACAUCUCCAAACAGCUCUUUGAGAUAUCAGUGCCUCUGACAUCAGUGCCCGAGUUAGUGCCUGUUAAAAUUGCCAACCAUACGGGUUGUAAGUGCUUGCCCACGGGCCCCCGGCAUCCCUACUCAAUUAUCAGAAGAUCCAUUCAGAUCCCAGAAGAAGAUCAAUGUCCUCAUUCCAAGAAACUCUGUCCUGUUGACAUGCUGUGGGAUAACACCAAAUGUAAAUGUGUUUUACAAGAUGAGAAUCCACUGCCUGGGACAGAAGACCACUCUUCCCUCCAGGAGCCGGCUCUCUGUGGACCACACAUGAUGUUUGAUGAAGAUCGCUGCGAGUGUGUCUGUAAAGCACCAUGUCCUGGAGAUCUCAUUCAGCACCCGGAAAACUGCAGUUGCUUUGAAUGCGAAGAAAGUCUGGAAAGCUGUUGCCAAAAACACAAGAUGCUUCACCCUGACACUUGCAGUCUCAUCUUUACUUUCUUUUGCGACAUCUGUGAGGACAGGUGUCCUUUUCCCACCAGAACAUGUGCAAGUAGCAAGGCAGCCUGUGGAAAGAACUGGUGCUUUCCAAAGGAGACAAGGGCUGAGGGCCUCCUCAGACAAGAGAAUCUUCCUCCCAAGUUCCCUACCCGUGUCAUUUUAAACAGCAUGCUGCUUUGUUAAGUUGCUGUCAGUGUUGCCCAUCCCCACCCCUCAGCGGUUAGAAAAAUUGAUUUUACGUAGUGCCAUGGUAAAGCCACAUUUCCAUGCAAUAGCUGGGUCAUUCCCCAGUUCAUUGACAAAUGACUUGUGGCUUCAGAUGCCUCUGUGCAUCAGCGCUCAGAAAGGAAGGGGUCUAAGGAGCCCCUUUUUUGGAUGAAUGAGAAAAGGUUGCCUGAAACAGAGUAGUAGGUGCCACGUGAUUGACUCCUCAGAUUGGCAAAGUCCAAGUGCAAUGCUUAUGAGUUGUUCUGCUUCUUUCUUAUGCAGAAUUUCAUUUGUAUGAUCAGCACUGAUGCGAUUCCCAUUCAGCUUGUAUUUUUAAGUUUACUGAACCACUGCCUGAUGUUUUAUAUUUAAAUGUAUUUAAAGGAAAUAAACACUGUUACGCAACCCACA
Rattus rattus (black rat) is the source of this 1682-nucleotide messenger RNA. It is a transcript of the gene Vegfd, whose product is annotated as vascular endothelial growth factor D. The record is from RefSeq and is a predicted model, not a curated record. Gene Ontology annotation, biological process: positive regulation of angiogenesis; positive regulation of protein phosphorylation; response to hypoxia. The coding region runs from base 96 to 1247 and encodes 383 amino acids. Gene Ontology annotation, cellular component: membrane. Gene Ontology annotation, molecular function: chemoattractant activity; vascular endothelial growth factor receptor 3 binding; growth factor activity. Lineage: Eukaryota; Metazoa; Chordata; Mammalia; Rodentia; Muridae. The transcript has 7 exons.